Messenger RNA from Argiope bruennichi, 1062 nucleotides. Its product is annotated as regucalcin-like. Bases 56 to 937 code for a protein of 293 amino acids. The transcript has 5 exons. Lineage: Eukaryota; Metazoa; Arthropoda; Arachnida; Araneae; Araneidae. Gene Ontology annotation, molecular function: enzyme regulator activity; gluconolactonase activity; calcium ion binding. Gene Ontology annotation, biological process: L-ascorbic acid biosynthetic process. The record is from RefSeq and is a predicted model, not a curated record.
UAUUUUUAAACGGAGACACCUAGAAAGCGCGGGACAACGCAAAAAAACUGCAGCCAUGAGUGUAACAGCCGUUUCGCAGAGAUUGAGUGAUUUGGGUGAGGGACCCCACUGGGAUGUCAGCACUCAAAAGCUGUACUAUGUUGAUGCUUUUGUAGGCGAUGUAUGCAGAUUAGAUCCUGCAACAGGUGUCAGUGAAGUGGUCCAUUUAGAUGGAAUCACCACUUUUGUGAUCCCUUACCGAUCGGAUCCAUCAAAAUUACUUAUUACCCUGACUCGUCAGAUUCGCAAGCUAGACUUCGCGACUGGAGAAUCGCAGGUUCUCUCCGAAUUACCUGCGGAACCGAGUGAAGCUCGUUUCAACGAUGGAAAAUGUGAUGCAAAUGGACGAGCAUGGACUGGAACCUUAGUUCCAGGGCAAGAUGAAAAAGGUCACUUAUAUAGAAUCGACCCAGAAUAUGCAUUGACACGAGUUUCUGACAAAAUUACUCUUUCUAAUGGGUUGGCUUGGUCGCUGGACAACAGAACGCUAUACUUCAUUGAUUCCGAAGCAAGAAAAAUAUAUUAUUUUGAUUAUAAUUUACAGGAUGGAACGGCAACUAACAAACGAAUUCUGAUUAAUUACAACGAAAGGAAGGAGUUUGAUAACCUUGGAGUGCCAGAUGGAAUGACGAUAGAUAUAGAAGGAAAACUGUGGGUAGCUCACUUUGGUGGCGCUUGUGUGCUUCGUAUUGAUCCAGAAACAACAAGUAUUCUAAGAAAAAUCGACAUCCCAGCCACAAAUGUUACGUCCUGCUGCUUUGGUGGGCCUCAUUUCGACAUUCUGUACGUGACUACGGCACAGAAAGCUGGCGUGACUGAUCAACCUCAAGCGGGUGCAGUUUUUGCCGUGACUGGUCUCGGAACCAGGGGAAAUCCACCCAAUAAUUUUGCGGAAUGAAAAGGGAAUUUCGUAUCAGAUUAAAAUUUUGUCCACUUAAUUCAAUCGUUGAGAAAAUAAUAUUGAACGAGAAAUAAGGAAAUUGUAAAAAUAACUGCCAAUAAAAAUAAUUUAUUUCUACGGAA